AUGGAGGGCUGCGGCGGCGGCGGGAUCGAUCUUGGUCGUCACUCCAACCUGCAGAGCUCCGUGAUCGCGGAGAACCGAUCCAUGGGGGCGUCGGGGAAGUGGAUCAAGACGCUGGUGGGGCUCAAGCCGGCGACCGCAGCGGAGAAGCACGGCAAGGGCGGCCAGCGGGCGCCGCGUCGGCGGCGGCCUCCGAGGUCUCCGAGACCUCGUCCUCCGCCCGCCGCCGACGCGCUCAGCUCCGUCGUCGCGGCCGUCGUGCGCGCCAUGCCCGGGGACUUCCGCGUCAUCCGCCACGAGUGGGCCGCGCUCCGCAUCCGGACCGCCUUCCGAGGAUUCCUGCCGAGGCGGGCGCUGAGGGCGCUGCGCGGGAUAGUGCGGCUGCAGGCGCUCGUGCGCGGCCGCGUCGUGCGAAAGCAGCUCGCAGUCACAGUCAAGUAG
This is a messenger RNA of Lolium perenne, 438 nucleotides long. Lineage: Eukaryota; Viridiplantae; Streptophyta; Magnoliopsida; Poales; Poaceae. The record is from RefSeq and is a predicted model, not a curated record.